Nymphaea colorata (pocket water lily) is the source of this 916-nucleotide messenger RNA. Its product is annotated as mitochondrial pyruvate carrier 1. The coding region runs from base 274 to 594 and encodes 106 amino acids. Lineage: Eukaryota; Viridiplantae; Streptophyta; Magnoliopsida; Nymphaeales; Nymphaeaceae. Gene Ontology annotation, cellular component: mitochondrial inner membrane. The record is from RefSeq and is a predicted model, not a curated record. Gene Ontology annotation, biological process: pyruvate import into mitochondria. The transcript is spliced from 5 exons.
GGGGCGGAGAAUAAAUGGGAGACGUCCUGGAAGAGGGGUAGUGAGAGAGGCCCCAGAGAAGGCCGCCCCAAAAGAAGCGGAGGUAGGCGUCUGCCCGGCUGCUCUUCUCCCACCAAGCUCAGAGGGACAGGCGUCUCUGUUCUUCGGAGGUCUCUCUCUAUCCUCACCUAUCUGUUCUGUAGGAGGGCGUGAAAUCUUCCGAUUCUUGCAGGUCAACCACUGAACCGUCAUCUCCCGUCGUACACCAGGAGGAUCAUACUUGAGGGGUCAUACAUGGCAGCCUUAAGAGCCUUUUGGAACAGUCCUGUGGGACCCAAGACCACUCAUUUUUGGGGCCCUGUGGCCAACUGGGGUUUUGUUUUAGCGGGAUUGGUGGAUAUGCAAAAACCCCCAGAGAUGAUCUCUGGAAACAUGACUGCAGCAAUGUGUGUUUAUUCUGGUCUGUUUAUGAGGUUUGCCUGGAUGGUGCAACCCCGCAAUUAUCUUCUUCUUGCAUGCCACGCCUCUAAUGAAACAGUCCAGCUGUACCAGCUUUCUCGUUGGGCAAGGGCUCAAGGAUAUCUCGAGAAGAAGGAAGAAGCUGACAAGAAAUAGCUCUUGAGAAAGGUAGUUGCAGUUGGUGACUUGUUCAGCGGAUUCAAUCAAUAUUUAGAUUUUGAUGUGCCUCUUGCACAGGGAACUUCAGCUAAGAACACUUGGCCAUUUAGAACAUGUCUUGAUUUAUGCUCUUAUGGUCAAAGUAUGGAAGUUUGUGGCUUUAAGGUUUCAUCGAAGAAAAGUCGCUUUGUUUCAAUAAAAGGCAUCGUUUUGAAGAACCAUUUUCAGUAUCGAUUGUGGCUUAUGUUCAGAACGUGUGUUAUUGUUUUCUAACUGCCAACUGUUUAAGUUUGGAAAUAAAAAUGUAACAUUAAUAGCA